CAACACAACACCCCUAUUUCUUCCCCAAAACCUACAUGUAGAGCGCACAGCGACAGCAACACAGCCUCGCAAGAGAAAGCAAAGCAAAGUCAGGAGGGAAAGAAAGAAAUCCUUUUCCUACACCUAAAGAGACCACCAAACCCUGCGAGCCAAAAAAAAAAAAGCCAUGGAGUACAAGAGAUCAUCGCAUGCGCAAGAGGAAGAAGAGGACGAGGAGGAGGAGGAAGAAGAAGACGACGAGAACGAGGAAGAAGAGGAGGAUGAGGAGGAGGCCAGAGGCCUUCGCUACACCACGGCGGCGGUGGCACCCGUAGGCGCUCCACAGCAGCAGCAGCCACCGCUGCCUCCACCAGGCUUCCCGCCGGCUCACCGCCAACAACCGCCGCAUGCGCAGCUCCAUCCGAGGAAAGCGGAGAGGGAGAGGGACAGAGCCGCGGGAGCGCAGCCCCAUGUCCGGCGCCACCACCAAGAACCAGCCAAGAAUGGCGUUCUCGGCGGUGGCGCCGCGCCAACGUCGGCACCCUCUACGCUCGGCCUCGUGCCCGUGGUGGAAGCGGCCCAGCUGUGGAGGUACCGGGAGUGCCUGCGGAACCACGCGGCGCGGCUUGGCGCGCACGUGCUCGACGGCUGCUGCGAGUUCAUGCCGUCCGGGGGCGACGGGGCCGCCGCGCUGGCCUGCGCCGCCUGCGGCUGCCACCGCAGCUUCCACAGACGCGAGGCGGUCCCCGGCGGCGGCGUGGCGGUAUCGCCCUCGGCGGCGGUAACUCCCACCCCCACCGCCGGCGCCAACUCCUCCCGCGCCAUUCCGCUGCUGCUGGCCCCGCCGCACAUGCACACGCGCCCGCCGCACCACGUGCCGGCGUCCCCGGCGUCCGCGCCCGCCGCGCUGGCCGAGUCGUCCAGCGAGGAGCUGCGCGGCCCCGCGCCCGCGCCCGCGCCGCCGACGCACGCGCAGGUGGCCGUAGUAGGAGGGUCGGCCUCCGCUCCCCCCGCGCCGAGCAAGAAGCGUUUCCGGACCAAGUUCACGGCGGAGCAGAAGGACCUCAUGCGCGAGUUCGCGCACCGCGUCGGGUGGCGCGUCCACAAGCCCGACGCCGACGCCGUGGACGCCUUCUGCGCCCAGGUCGGCGUCUCCCGGCGCGUCCUCAAGGUGUGGAUGCACAACAACAAGCACCUCGCCAAGGUCCCGCCCUCGCCCCCAUCCUCCUCCUACCCACAGCCACUGCCUCGCCACCACCCGCCUCCACCUCCGCUCCACAUCCACCAUCAUCCGCCGCCGCAGCAGCAGCAGCAGCAGCAGCAUGAUGCAUGAGUAUCGAGUAGCCGCAGAGCAGCGCGAGAGGAUCAGACGAUGCCAUUAGCUUAUUAGCUCCUUUAUUUAUCCUUCUUCUUCUUCUUCUUCUUCCCUUGUAAUUUCAGUGACAUCCCAGUUGUUAAGGAGUUGACUCAUCAUGCAGCAGUUAGGAGGGAUUAAUAUGAUUGUGUGACCUAAUCUCAUCUCAGCCAUACUCCUACUACAAGUCUUCCCCUCGUCCUCGUUGCUUUCUUGGACGACCUACCUCCAUUAUUAGGUUAUUAGCGCUUGCAUUGGUAUCUUGCUUAUGGUAAUGACCUAAUAAUGAUCACUGUGUUUUAGGGCU
Zea mays is the source of this 1640-nucleotide messenger RNA. RefSeq lists its product as uncharacterized. Gene Ontology annotation, molecular function: DNA-binding transcription factor activity; transcription cis-regulatory region binding. The record is from RefSeq and is marked validated. Bases 167 to 1312 code for a protein of 381 amino acids. NCBI's taxonomy places the organism in Eukaryota, Viridiplantae, Streptophyta, Magnoliopsida, Poales, Poaceae. Gene Ontology annotation, biological process: regulation of DNA-templated transcription; regulation of developmental process. Gene Ontology annotation, cellular component: nucleus. The transcript has 2 exons.